Molecule: messenger RNA, 1428 nt
Organism: Phaeoacremonium minimum UCRPA7
Lineage: Eukaryota; Fungi; Ascomycota; Sordariomycetes; Togniniales; Togniniaceae
Product: putative sodium solute symporter protein
Exons: 2
Coding region: 1-1428 (475 amino acids)
Biological process (GO): urea transmembrane transport
Cellular component (GO): plasma membrane
Molecular function (GO): urea transmembrane transporter activity
Source: RefSeq, a predicted model, not a curated record
AUGAAGUCAAAGAAUGCUAUCAUCUGGGGUCUAAUACUCAAAUUUGGUAAUUUGGCCCUUGUGGUGAUGGACACCGCAUUCUGGCAGAAGUCCUUUGCGACUGAAGUGAAGGCCACCGUACCAGGCUAUAAUCUAGCGGCAGCGGCGAUUUUCGGCAUCCCCUGGGGUUUGGGAACAGUGAUCGGACUCACUGCGCGAGCAAUCCAUAAUACGCCUAUUUUCCCGACCUACCCUGGCGAGUUCACCCAAGCGGAAGUCAAUGCUGGCUUCGUCAUGCCAUACGUGAUCAAAGCUCUUAUAGGCAACCAGGGCAUCGUUGCAUUCUUUGUUCUUCUGUUCAUGGCACUUACCAGCACUGUGUCUUCCUCGAUGAUUGCUGUUAGUAGCAUCUUGUCUUUCGAUAUUUACAAGACAUACAUCAAUCCCAAGGCUACAGACAAGAAACUUGUCCAAGUCAGCCAUUACGCCGUAGUCUUUCAUGCUGUAUUCAUCACUGGAAUAUCGCUGGCGUUAAAUUACGGCGGUGCUGAUAUGACAUGGAUUGGUUACUUCAGGCCUAUUCUCUCCUGUCCUGGUAUUAUCCCUCUAGCAUUGACUCUUUGCUGGUCUGGCCAAACACGCCUAGCUGCUAUUCUAUCGCCCGUUCUCGGUUUCUUCACGGGUCUUGCUAUUUGGCUGGGAACGGCUAAGGCGCUGUAUCACGAUAUCAACAUGGCCACGACAGAACAAGGUCUCCCGGCACUCUAUGGUGCAUGUGGUUCCCUAUUCUCGCCUGCUAUUUACUCCGUCAUUAUCUCGCUGUACAAACCAACCAAAUUUGAUUGGCGGCAGUUCUUGCGCAUUGAACUCGCUGACGAGGCUCAGCUGCAUGCAGAUGAUACGCCAAAAUCGCCAUCCUUGUCCAUCGACGAAAAGAAGAACACUCUCGACAAGAGUGAUGAUAAAGUUCUUUCUCAACAAACAAAUGGCGGUGUUUUCGUAAGUGCUUCGUCUAAUGAAACUGUUCAGCCACUGCCUUCCGAUUCAGAGCAAGGCGCUGCAAUAGACGAGGACAAGAAGCAUCUACCCGACGUCACGCGCUCCACGGAUUCCUCUAUCAGCAUCAGUCUUGAUGAAGUUCGCCACCCUUUUAGUGAGGAGACAUUACAGGAGUUACACAGGUGGUACAAGAUUGCGUGGAUCAUCUGGAUUGUCAUUGUGCUGGUCACUUUCAUUGCGUGGCCUAUGCCUUUGUAUCGCAACUACAUAUUCACAAAGUCCUUCUUCUCUGGAUGGACUACAGUCGCCAUCAUCUGGCAAUUCUUCGCCUUCUUUGCAGUGGUAGUCUACCCGCUGUAUGACGGUCGUUACGAGAUUCUGACGGGUGUUCGGGGUGUUUACAAGGCUACUAGAUCAUUCUUCAAACAUGCAAGGCGCGAAAAAGCGUGA